Messenger RNA from Cajanus cajan (pigeon pea), 1558 nucleotides. Its product is annotated as Transmembrane amino acid transporter family protein. The record is from RefSeq and is a predicted model, not a curated record. NCBI's taxonomy places the organism in Eukaryota, Viridiplantae, Streptophyta, Magnoliopsida, Fabales, Fabaceae.
AAGUUGAUCGUUGCAUAGUGCAACGGCGUUAUAAAAGUGACACCACUGAGUUCCCAAGUCAAAUUAACACGGCGUUGUUGUGUUAAAUAUUCUGCCUUCAUUCUCUCUAUUCGUUUAUUAAGAUCAUCACUGAGGAGAGAGAAGAUGGGUACCCUUCUUCCAGAUGAAAAACAAGAGAAUCCAAAUGGUUUGGAACAACUUCAAAACCAAAAGGAUGUUGAUGCAGGUGCUCUCUUUGUCCUCAAAUCCAAAGGUUCUUGGGUGCAUUGUGGGUACCACUUGACAACGUCGAUCGUGGCACCAGCUCUCUUGAGUCUUCCUUAUGCAUUCACGUUCCUUGGAUGGACAAGUGGGAUCUUAUGCUUGGUGAUAGGAGCAUUUGUGACUUUCUAUUCCUACAAUUUAAUAUCUAGGGUUCUCGAACACCAUGCUCAGAUGGGUAAGCGUCAGCUACGGUUUAGGGACAUGGCUCGCGAUAUUUUAGGCCCACGAUGGGGUCGUUAUUUUGUCGGCCCAACUCAGUUCGCAGUUUGUUAUGGUGCUGUUGUAGCUAGUACUCUCCUGGGAGGACAAUGCAUGAAGGCAAUUUACUUGCUGUCAAAUCCAAAUGGGACCAUGAAGCUUUACGAGUUUGUAAUCAUAUUUGGAUGCUUCAUGUUGUUUUUGGCUCAAAUCCCAUCUUUCCACUCGUUAAGGCACAUUAAUCUAGUUUCCUUGCUUCUGUGCUUAGCCUAUAGUGCUGCUGCUACUGCUGGUUCCAUAUACAUUGGAGAAUCAUCAAAAGGACCAGAGAAGGAUUAUUCUGUGAAAGGUGAUUCAGUGAAUCGCUUAUUUGGAAUUUUCAAUGCAAUUGCUAUCAUAGCCACGACUUAUGGAAACGGAAUCAUUCCAGAAAUUCAGGCAACAAUAGCACCACCUGUAAAAGGGAAGAUGUUAAAGGGACUAUGUGUUUGUUAUGUUGUACUUAUAGCCACUUUCUUUAGCGUAUCUAUAUCUGGUUAUUGGGCAUUUGGAAACGAAUCUGAAGGCUUCAUCUUAAGCAACUUUGUGGACAAUGGGAAGCCCCUAGUACCCAAGUGGUUUAUUUAUAUGACCAAUAUUUUCACUAUAACACAAUUAUCCGCUGUUGGUGUGGUUUAUUUGCAACCAACAAAUGAAGUGCUGGAGCAAACAUUUGGAGAUCCAAAAAGUCCUGAGUUCUCUAAACGCAAUGUAAUCCCAAGAGUGAUUACUAGGUCAUUAGCUAUUACUAUUUCAACCACUAUAGCAGCCAUGCUUCCAUUUUUUGGAGACAUAAACUCUCUUAUAGGAGCUUUUGGCUUUAUCCCACUUGACUUCAUCUUACCGGUAAUUUUCUAUAAUUUUACAUUUAAGCCAUCAAAGCGAAGCCCUAUUUUCUGGUUGAAUGUAACUAUUGCUGUGACUUUCUCCGCAUUGGGAGCUAUAGCAGCCGUAGCAUCAGUUAGACAGAUAAUUCUUGAUGCAAAAAAUUAUCAAUUAUUUGCUAAUGUAUGAUCACAUUGGACCAUCUAAUGAAGUUUGGUUGUUUUAUAUAUCA